This is a messenger RNA of Gadus morhua (Atlantic cod), 1380 nucleotides long. It is a transcript of the gene rtn2b, whose product is annotated as reticulon 2b. NCBI's taxonomy places the organism in Eukaryota, Metazoa, Chordata, Actinopteri, Gadiformes, Gadidae. Gene Ontology annotation, biological process: neuron differentiation; brain development; endoplasmic reticulum tubular network formation. The record is from RefSeq and is a predicted model, not a curated record. The transcript is spliced from 7 exons. Gene Ontology annotation, cellular component: neuron projection; endoplasmic reticulum membrane; postsynaptic density. Bases 187 to 846 code for a protein of 219 amino acids.
GUGUGUGUGUGUGUGUGUGUGUGUGUGUGUGUGUGUGUGUGUGUGUGUGUGUCUGAGGGAGUGUCUGUGUGAGAGAUCCAGAGGGGUAUCCAAUAGAGGAUAAUUUUAGCCUCUGUUCUGCUGACUGGACGAGCGUUGGAAACAGCCGGGGAGACUGACCCGGACUCACGGGAGGACCCAGCUGAAAUGGCCACCAAAGCGGUAGACCUGCUGUACUGGCGCAGCCUACCCCAGACCGGGGUGGUGUUCACAGGGCUGGUGGUGGUGCUGGCAAGCAUGUUCCAGCUGAGCACCAUCACCGUGCUGUCCCACCUGCUGCUGGCCCUGAUGGGGUUGACCACCGCCGUCCGGCUCUACUACAAGCUGCUGGAGCUGCUGCGCUGGAACCCGGGCCUCCACCCCUUCCAGUCUCAGCUGGACGAGGACGGGACCCUGACGGACGAGGCCACGGUGGCCGUGGUGGAGGGCGCCGUGCUGCGCAUCGCCUUCGCCCUCACCGAGCUCAAACGGCUCGUCUUCAUCGGCAGCGUGGUCGACUCCAUCAAGUUUGCCGUGUUCCUGUACCUGCUGACCCACGUGGGCGUGGCCACGAGCGGCCUCACGCUGGUCAUGGCCGGUGUGAUCACUGCCUUCUCUGUGCCACUCCUCUACAGAAAGCAACAGGUCCGAAUAAGGAGGUUGUCUCGCUCCCUCCGUACCACCACCAAGAGGAUCAAAACCAUGUUUAUGAGCAUGUACAGGAAGGUCAUUCCCGCCUCUGCAGCUGCGUCUGACCACGCCCCCACGCCCCCUCCAACACCUGCACCUGUAAGCCCCGCCCCCAAACAGAAGGCCAAGGCCAAGUAACAAGAUGGAGAGGAAGACGAUGAAGACGAUGAAGUUCUGUCACCACACGAGGAACUCUGUGUUCUGUGUGGCGCAGGAAGUGUGUUCCUGUCGCCUAUUCCUGUUGCGUCUUCUCUGUGUGUUCAAAGAGGCCUCCUGGUUUUAUUUAAAGAGUCCGUCGGUAAAGUUUACAGCAUUGUCACUAGUGACAGGAAAUAGAGCGUAUUCAGUUGGUGGCCAUCUUGCGCAGUUGGGUGGCAAAAACCUUCUAGAACCUACGAGGAAACCAUGACAACUCAACGGAGAAGCCUUCUGAAUUCAUUCUCACAAUAAACAUAAGAAGUAGUCAUGGUUUCCGAACAUUGUAGAUGGUUUACCCGCCCGACCGACCAAGAUGGCCACCAGUUGACGGCGGUCUCUCUGCGGUUUGUUCUGUUCCCCGGUGUCGCCGCUGAACCACCGAGGUGUCGUUUGGUCUUAAAGUCUUAAAGUUAUUUAUGUAAGGAGCAGCGAGAGCUCAGCGCUGCCACAGAAUUAUUUAGACCUCCUGAAGAA